Trichomonas vaginalis G3 is the source of this 603-nucleotide messenger RNA. RefSeq names its product small Rab GTPase RabX19. Gene Ontology annotation, molecular function: GTP binding; GTPase activity. Bases 1 to 603 code for a protein of 200 amino acids. NCBI's taxonomy places the organism in Eukaryota, Parabasalia, Trichomonadida, Trichomonadidae. The record is from RefSeq and is a predicted model, not a curated record. The transcript has a single exon.
AUGUCUCACGAAUCAGAGCAAAUGCCCAACGUCAAGCUUGUACUUUUGGGCGAAAGUACAGUCGGCAAAACAUCAAUCGUUAACGUCGCUCACCGUGGUGAAUUUAUUGAAGAUCAAACAUCUACAAUUGGUGCAUGUUUUCAGAUUAAAAAGAUGAAGGUCGGCGAUGCUACUGUUAAAUUGCAUCUUUGGGAUACAGCUGGCCAGGAGCGUUUUAGAUCUCUUGCACCAAUGUAUUACCGUGAUGCUCAAUAUGCACUUCUUAUUUAUGCAAUUGAUAAUCAUGACAGUUUCGAUUCUAUUGAAACAUGGCAUAGUGGAUUAGUUGAAGACUGCUCCACUGUCCCACACAUCGUUCUUAUUGGCAACAAGACAGAUCUUGUUGAUAGCAGAACAGUAACAUACGAACAGGGCCAGGAACUUGCUCACAGACUUAACGCUCGCUUCUACGAAGUCUCAGCUAAAGCUGAUCAUGAGAGUAUCGUUAAAAUGUUCCAAGAUAUUGCGGAAGAAGCCUUUAGGGAAAUGAAGAAUGAUGAUAAUGAUAAUCCCAAACCAAAUCUUGUUGAAACCAAGCAAGGCAAUCAAAAGAAAUGUUGCUAA